This is a messenger RNA of Toxoplasma gondii ME49, 1289 nucleotides long. It is a transcript of the gene GTF2H5, whose product is annotated as general transcription factor IIH polypeptide 5 GTF2H5. Lineage: Eukaryota; Apicomplexa; Conoidasida; Eucoccidiorida; Sarcocystidae. Gene Ontology annotation, cellular component: transcription factor TFIIH core complex. The coding region runs from base 1 to 597 and encodes 198 amino acids. Gene Ontology annotation, biological process: nucleotide-excision repair; transcription initiation at RNA polymerase II promoter. The record is from RefSeq and is a predicted model, not a curated record. The transcript has 4 exons.
AUGAUGUUGCUGGUGCCCAAAGAACAGGUUUACCAGGUGCCAUUUUUUUUCUUCGUUGCAUGCUGCAAACAUUUGCGGAAUGCAUGCGCGCCUCGGAAGCGUUCGCACAAUGCCUUCUUCCUUUCGCCUACAGUCCGUUUUGUGUCGAGCAGUUUUCGUCUACUGUUACUUCUAUCCCGCGCUAGAGCCCCAUCUUCCUUUGUACGAGGACCCAUUCUUUCACGUUCGUUGUCUCAGUCCGUCCUCCCGUUGAUAACCAACUGUUUCACUGAUUACUUCUGUUCUCCCCUGGUGUCCGGGGAAAAAGCUCUCUUCACACCUGCGGAUCCCGUCAACAUGGUCGCGGCGUUGAAGGGUGUGCUUGUGAAGUGCGACCCGCCAACGAUGGAAGUUAUUCGGCUGCUCAAUGAGACACGGGACUUCAUCAUUGAGCAACUCAACGAGGAAUAUGUGCUGUGCAGGGAAUGCGUCUUCGAUUUUCUCGAGGAAGAAGUGACGAAACGCCUCGAACUAGCAGAGCGGCAAACAGCGGAGCAGCAGCGUGAGAUUCGACAAACCAGACAACAGUCACGGCAGCAGCACGAUCAAGAGGAAUGACUUUUUGCUUCUGUGUGUCCACGAGUUAACGUCUUCCGUGGUAGUUGCGGAACGGUGGCUGGGUCUUAGAUAGCAUUCUUCAGUCACCUCGAGAGGUCCACCCUUUUCGAGUGAAACUGUUCUUGAAAAGAGUGAAUUUCUCUCGUGGCCGCUGUAGGGCAGCUCAAAUCUGCUGCUGAUGAUUCCCUUGUCUGCUACUGGCAAAAGUAGCUGGAAAAUCGGGUCCCCAUUUGAUGAUGUUACGUUUCUAAACAUUCUAUAGCACGGAGAUUCUCCUCCGGUUCAUCUUUCGAACGAAGAGGGCUUGCAUGCAUGCGGAGUAGAAGCCACAAUGGUGAGUGCCUUUCGAAAUGGAAACAGCGGGCUGGCAUAUUUCACGGCCGAAGUCGAUAAUUUGUGACUGAUGCGGUUCUACAAUUUUUGUAACUGGACGUGAAAGGGGACAGUAAGGGUUUAUCAAGGCACACAAGCUCUUAGAAUGUUGAAUUUAUGCGUGUUCCAUUUGAAAUGGCGACCUGCAACUCUUGGAAUAAUCUGCUCCACUGCUGAGCAGAGGUCUGUAAAUUAAUUUUCUCUUGUACACGGCAACCUUUCGUCCCCGUUCAUCAGCCACAUAUCUCUCACACAAAGACGCAACGUUUUCUCCCGCUGUUGAGACACUCAGGAAGCUUACCAGUGUGUUUCACUGUCCA